UUUUCUCAAUUUUCAAGUUUUUUUCUUCAUUUUUUUUCGCAUUAAAAUGAACAACGCAAUUCACUGUAACAAGUGCUUCACUUGCAUGCACCUCCAGAAUGGUCUUGAGCUGCUCAUUCUCUCGUGCAAGCACGUUUUGUGCCCAAAUUGCUUCGAAUCCGGUGUUUGUGCCAUCUGCCAAGCUCCCGCAAAGUCCAUGCCGAUCAACGCUCAAAUGCCGCAAAACAUCCGCGCGCUUUUCAUGGACAACAAUUGCAAAUUCAAGGAAAUUAUGGAUGCGGAAGCCUUUCAAUUUGACCAAAAGCUGAACUAUGUCUCGAAAUACGCCGCCAUGAGCGAGGAAUACGAAGAGCUCAAGAAGGAAAUUGUGGCUUUGGACAAACAAAAUGCUGAAGCAGAUGCCGAAUACGAGAAGGAAGUCGCUUUGAUCAAACGUUUACGCGAAACAAUGACCGCGCUUGAGAGAUCUCCAGAUCGCGUACUGAACAUGUCGAAUUCGUCCUUGUUGGAUAUCUCGUCGGGAUCUUCGAACUCAAAUUGCAGUACUCCGUCUUUCUUGUCUUCCAUGGAUAAGUCGAACGAUGAUUCGAAUGUCUCGAUUCCUGCUCCUGAUCUUCAUCAAUAUCGUGCUCCGACUGAAAAUACUUCAGUUACAAGUCGUUCUGUCAGCUCUAGCAGUUCAAGUUCUGCCAUUCCUGUUGCUGGUCCGUCUUUUAAACCGCAACAAAGAUCUGACAAUGCUUCUGGUCUAAACGUUGCCAAACCAAGCACUUCAGCAGGCACUUCAUCGUUGGUUGCUGAUGCACGAAAGAAGCUGCAGUUGCGUAUGCCAAUCCCGACUGAAAAUCGCAGCAUUUUCUCGCAAAAAGCUAAACGUGCUGGAAAACGUUGAUUUGAUUUUUUUUU
Culicoides brevitarsis is the source of this 906-nucleotide messenger RNA. RefSeq names its product RING finger protein narya-like. Gene Ontology annotation, cellular component: synaptonemal complex. Gene Ontology annotation, biological process: homologous chromosome pairing at meiosis; reciprocal meiotic recombination; protein sumoylation. The record is from RefSeq and is a predicted model, not a curated record. Gene Ontology annotation, molecular function: SUMO transferase activity. Lineage: Eukaryota; Metazoa; Arthropoda; Insecta; Diptera; Ceratopogonidae. The coding region runs from base 47 to 892 and encodes 281 amino acids. The transcript is spliced from 4 exons.